CACUGUGACCGCUCCGCCCGCUUCUGAGGACCGUCCCGUCGCUCCCACACAUCACUCCACCGGCUCUGCCCGUCACGCCCAAAGUCUCUCGUGGGGCAGUCGCAAUGGACAAGGCGGAGCUGUACUCGCGGUCCAACGGGCUCCAGCGGUGGGAGGCGUCGGCGGCGCUGGAGGCGGCGUGGCCGUCGCUGCGGUGGCCGGCGCCGCCCCUGCGAGUGCUCGACGUGGGCUGCGGCGCCGGAGACGUCACCGUCGACCUGCUACUGCCCAGGCUGCCUCCACACACCCAGCUGGUGGGCACAGACGUAUCGGCUGCCAUGGUGGAGCACGCUGCGGAAUUGUACGGGGCGGCGCAUUCCGGCCUCAGCUUCCAGCUCCUCGACAUUGCCGACCCUAACAUCGACGCCUCGCCCGUCUACCAGCUGGCGCCAUUCGACAAGAUCUUCUCCUUCUUCUGCUUGCACUGGGUUCCGGAGCAAAGGCAGGCAGCUGAAAAUCUACACCGGCUGCUGAAACCAGGCGGUGAAGUGGUCCUGACACUGCUGGCCCACUGCCCCAUCUUCAGCGUGUACGAAGGACUGGCGCACAAACCCCAGUGGAAAGAGUACAUGCAGGACGCAAGCCGCUUCAUUUCGCCGUACCAUCACAGCGAAGACCCGGCGCACGAGAUGAAUGAACUCCUGUGCCGCGCCGGGUUUCGAGUCACGCUCUGCACCCGGCAGCAACGAUCCUUCACUUUUCCCGGCCACGGCGCCCUCAUAGAAGCCGUGACAGCCGUGAACCCGUUUGUGGAGCGCUUGCCAGAAACGCUGCAGCAAGAGUUCCUAGAAGACUGCAUGAGAGAAGUUCUGCGACAAAAGCUCGUGUCGAUAGAAGACGAUGCUGACAGCAACAACAAUAGCAACGGCAGUAACAAGAGCGGAAACAACGCAGUCGACGCCAACAGCAAGAAGUUCACCACACGCUAUAGCGUGCUCACUGUCGUGGCAACGAAGGCUGCAGCACAGAACGGAGUUCGAACUGUACGUUGACUAGGCCGGAGAACACAACAGUAAGCGGUAUCUGCAGCCAUCACGAGUAGAAUGUGGUAGUUGCGGCUGGAUGUUCGUAGAUGUCCCGCCAAGUUCUUCCCCGUAGUCCUGAGUACGCUACGGCAGUCGGAGAAUAGUACCACAGGUUAUUUCACCACCUAAUCCUGUAGGCAAUUUCCUGUGUCUCCGUGGUCUGCAAAGGACCAACCUCAUGGUACUUGAGAUGAGUAAAGCACCUUGGAUAGGAAAGUUCUCGUCAGGUGUAGAAACCGCGACAGGAUUGUCUUUCAUAGAUCUGUGUAGCUAAUGAUAAUUAAUUAACAUUCACUAGCACAUCUUAAGAGAGGCACUGAAGAUUAAAUAAACAAAGUUAAUAGCGCAUGGACACUCCUAUACUCCUACACUGCGACCCCAUGUGCAAUUCAUACAUUUUCCAAACUGUGUACCUAUAACACUUCUACCAAAUCAUCUCUCAAAAAAACCAUUUCUUUUUCAGUAAGAAAACUGUAAUGAAGAUAUUCAUCAUUAUUAUUCUUCCAUAUUUUGGAGUGCAAGUGGCCUUUUGGAUUCCGAUACAGUGUCAAGCUCUAUGUUAAGCAUAGUUUAUGCAGACAUGCACAGUUUAUAAAGAUACGCACGACAUAAACACAUCGUAAUGUUGAUAGCGAAUUAGGGUUUCAGACAGAGAGUACAAGUUUUCGAGACUGGAGGUGGCAUGAUGGGAACAAAAUGUGACUGUUGACACAUGAAUAAAUUAACAGAAUCUCUUACGACAUCAAGAAUGGAUGGUGUAGUAUAAUCAUUUAUAGUUUUCCUGUGAUCAGUCUUCUCUGUAUGAUUGUCUGAUGACUACAUAGUCACAUGUAUACCUUUUUCCCAGUACAUGUUAUUGAUCACAAUAAAUAUUCUAACGCAGGGAUACUUAACCUUUUUUGCCUACCACCCACUUCUGUUUGUCUGUCACUGGUAAAACUUCGUAACUGCCCCCCAGUUGGACAGUAAUUGUUUUUUAUAAAGCAGGGAAGUAACUUUACUUACAAAAUUUAUAAAGAUGACUUAUAGCAAGUUAAAUCAUAUAAUAAUAACUACGUACCAAAUAUUUUGUGUCAAAGUUUUAUGAAGACUUAAUGAAAAUUUUUUAAAACCCCUACUGUCAACCGCCCACCAUGAAAGCUGAAAUGGCCAGUAGCUGGCGGUAGGUAUCAGGUUGACUACCACUGCUCUAACGCUUGGAAGAGAUUGUCCUAAGAAGAGUACUUACAGCUUAAAGCUCCUACUACAUCUACCACGUUAAUUCAGUUCGGAGUACAAAACCAGAGUAAAUAAUUAAUGACGUUUAUUU
Molecule: messenger RNA, 2373 nt
Organism: Schistocerca piceifrons (Central American locust)
Lineage: Eukaryota; Metazoa; Arthropoda; Insecta; Orthoptera; Acrididae
Product: juvenile hormone acid O-methyltransferase-like
Exons: 6
Coding region: 105-1031 (308 amino acids)
Source: RefSeq, a predicted model, not a curated record